Elephantulus edwardii (Cape elephant shrew) is the source of this 936-nucleotide messenger RNA. RefSeq names its product olfactory receptor 4F15-like. The record is from RefSeq and is a predicted model, not a curated record. Gene Ontology annotation, molecular function: G protein-coupled receptor activity; olfactory receptor activity. Gene Ontology annotation, cellular component: membrane. The coding region runs from base 1 to 936 and encodes 311 amino acids. Gene Ontology annotation, biological process: G protein-coupled receptor signaling pathway. Lineage: Eukaryota; Metazoa; Chordata; Mammalia; Macroscelidea; Macroscelididae. The transcript has a single exon.
AUGAAAGGAGCCAACCACUCAAUUGUGUCUGAGUUUGUGCUCCUGGGACUCUCCAGUUCCUGGGAAAUUCAACUUCUUCUUUUUUGCUUAUCAUCUCUGUUCUAUGUGUCCAGUAUGAUGGGAAAUCUCCUUAUAGUGGUCACUGUAACCACUGAUUCUUACUUACAUACUCCCAUGUAUUUUCUGCUUGCCAACCUUUCUGUCAUUGACUUGAUAUUUUGCUCAAUUGCAGCACCCAAGAUGAUAUGUGAUCUUUUCCGGAAGAAGAAAGUCAUCUCUUUUGGAGGCUGUGUGGCUCAAAUCUUCUUUAGUCAUGCUGUUGGAGGCACGGAGAUGGUGCUACUCAUAGCCAUGGCCUUUGACAGAUACGUGGCCAUAUGUAAACCUCUCCACUACAUGACUAUCAUGAGCCCACGAGUGUGCAUUUCAAUUUUAGUGCUUUCCUGGACCAUUGGUCUCAUUCACUCAUCGACCCAGUUGGUUUUUGUAGUAGCCUUGCCCUUUUGUGGCCCUAAUGUAUUAGACAGCUUUUAUUGUGACAUACCUCGGCUCAUCAAACUUGCUUGCACAGAUACCUACAAACUGGAAUUCAUGGUCACUGCUAACAGUGGGUUCAUUUCCUUGGGUGCUUUCUUAUUGCUUAUCCUUUCUUACAUCUUUCUCUUGGUCACCCUUCAGAAACACUCCUUAGGUGAUUCAUCCAAGGCUCUUUCCACUUUGUCAGCUCAUAUGACUGUGGUGGUUUUAUUCUUUGGUCCAUUAAUUUUUUUCUAUAUGUGGCCUUCACCUUCAACACAUAUGGAUAAAUUCUUAGCUAUAUUUGAUGCAGUUUUGACCCCUUUUCUCAAUCCAGUCAUCUAUACAUUCAGAAACAGAGAGAUGAAGAUGGCAAUGAGGCGAGUAUUUGGUAAGCUUAAGGAUUAUAGAAAAAAAUAA